Messenger RNA from Fulmarus glacialis (Northern fulmar), 813 nucleotides. Its product is annotated as nuclear receptor subfamily 0 group B member 2-like. The record is from RefSeq and is a predicted model, not a curated record. Gene Ontology annotation, biological process: circadian rhythm; negative regulation of transcription by RNA polymerase II. NCBI's taxonomy places the organism in Eukaryota, Metazoa, Chordata, Aves, Procellariiformes, Procellariidae. Gene Ontology annotation, molecular function: transcription corepressor activity; transcription factor binding. Gene Ontology annotation, cellular component: nucleus; cytoplasm.
AUGACCACCAGCGGCAUGGACAUGGACUGUGAGAGGUGCGAGUACCACAGCGAAGACAAGCACACUGCCAUCCUCUACUCCCUCCUCAGCCAAAACCUCAACCACAGCCGGGGCAGCCGCAGGCCAGCCCACCAGCGCUGCCUCUGCCACCAGCGCCGGACCGUCUGCCUCCGCACGCCCCACGUCACCUGCCAGGCGGCCUCCAAUGUGCUGGUAAAAACCAUCAGCUUCAUGAAAAACCUCCCUUCCUUCCACCUGCUGCCGCGAGAGGAUCAACUCCUGCUGCUGGACAGCUGCUGGGUUCCCCUUUUCCUCCUGGGGCUGGUCCAGGAGAUGGUGACCUUCGAGGUGAUGGAGACCCCGGCCCCCAGCAUGCUCAAGAAGAUCCUCCUCGAUGGCCAAAGCAAAUGUCAGGAGCCCGAGAGGACGCAGCCCACGCGCCGCCUGCAGUGCUGCCUGAACACCUUUUGGAGCCUGGAUCUGAGCCCCAAGGAAUACGCCUACCUGAAGGGAGCCAUUCUCUUCAAUCCCGAUGUCCCUGGGCUGAGGGCCUCCCUGUACAUCGAAAGCCUCCAGCGGGAAGCACAGAGAGCACUUCAGGAGGUCCUGCAGCCCCUGCACCCCGAGGAUCAGGGCCGCUUUGCCCGCAUUUUGCUGAUCGCCUCCACCUUAAAAUCGAUCCCUCCCGCCCUCAUCACGGAUCUCUUCUUCCGACCCGUCAUCGGCAACGCGGACAUCGUCGAGCUCAUUGCAGAAAUGCUGUACGAAAUAACCAGCAGGCAGCUGGCUCCCGUGGCACGCGUGGCGUGCUGA